Molecule: messenger RNA, 942 nt
Organism: Xenopus laevis (African clawed frog)
Lineage: Eukaryota; Metazoa; Chordata; Amphibia; Anura; Pipidae
Gene: atp6v0e1.S
Product: ATPase, H+ transporting, lysosomal 9kDa, V0 subunit e1 S homeolog
Exons: 4
Coding region: 98-343 (81 amino acids)
Biological process (GO): transmembrane transport; proton transmembrane transport
Cellular component (GO): membrane; proton-transporting V-type ATPase, V0 domain
Molecular function (GO): proton-transporting ATPase activity, rotational mechanism
Source: RefSeq, a predicted model, not a curated record
CACCUGAUGGCUGAACUGUCACGUGAUUUGCUGGCAGAACUUUAGUUGGGAUCGAGUUGAGUUGACGUUAGUAGUAGUGCUGCCUGGCUGAGCAAUCAUGGCGUACUGGGGUCUGACUGUGCCUAUCAUCGUCAUGACUGUAUUCUGGGGUUUGAUCGGCGCUGUGGUGCCGUGGUUUAUUCCGAAGGGACCAAACAGAGGGGUCAUCAAUACCAUGUUGGUUACGUGCUCAGUAUGCUGCUAUCUGUUUUGGCUAAUUGCUAUCCUGGCCCAGCUCAAUCCCCUGUUUGGACCGCAGUUGUCUUCUGACACUAUUUACUACCUGAAAAACCACUGGCCUUGACUUAAUACUGCAUUCUUCUGCAUGGAGUCUUCCAGGGGAGUGUUCGAAAGAUUUGUCUUAAAUCUGCUCGCUGAAUACCAGACUUUGCCUUAAUCUUUGUAUAAUGGGAUAAUUCUCCUGGCAUUGUACAUUCCUUCCAUAAAGAUGCAGUAUUGUCCCUCUUUGUACUGAGCUCUGUUAAAUAUCUACAUUUUCUAUGAUGAGGAGGUCACUUUAGGCUUCUGACAGUCACCUCAUUAAAUUAUUUAAGAUUGCAAAAAUGGUUCCCUUAUCUCAUGGUUUAUUUGUGUGAACUUCUAGGUUUUUUUCGUUUUUGUAGAAUAUAUGAGAAUUACAUCAUAUUGUGCUAAAAAUCUACUUUUUCCUUCUCUCCAGCACUGAAAUGGUCUCUGAAAACAGAACAUCCUAUUUAUUUAUCUUGAAUUAUGAUUCUAGUUUUUUUUUUUUUGUUUUUUUUUUUUUUCUUCUUGCACACAAUUGUCUGUUAAGUACAUUCCGUUCUGACUGUUCUUUAUUGCCAUUUCAGUUCUCAGCGUGCCUUUGAUUCCAUGGAUGAAAAUGUUUUGUUCAUAUGAGAAUAAAAGUGAUUCAAUGUUAAA